This is a messenger RNA of Metopolophium dirhodum (rose-grain aphid), 6749 nucleotides long. Its product is annotated as mucin-2. The coding region runs from base 661 to 5181 and encodes 1506 amino acids. Lineage: Eukaryota; Metazoa; Arthropoda; Insecta; Hemiptera; Aphididae. The record is from RefSeq and is a predicted model, not a curated record. The transcript has 11 exons.
UCAAUUACACCUAUCGCGCGCUGUACAAUCCGUCAUAAUAACAUUACGAUACUUGACUCACAAUCCUUGUCGCGUGCCUACAGAAUAUAUUAAUAUUUAAACUUAUAGUAAAGCAGAUACCUGAACGCUCCUUCUCCUUUCGUUUCUCGACGUCGGCGACCGAUAGCGAAGGCGUGCAACGCUGUUACACAACGCUUCGGCCUCGACGGCCUCCACCACCACCACAGCCACCGCCACUUCCACCGCAGAGUUCGACCAUUACAUCGUACAGACAUUGACUCUGCAGUCUUAGCCAGCGUACGGUGAUCCAAAGAAGUUUUUUCAGUGCACAUGACGACGUGCGUUGUUGACAAAAAUUUAAAAUACAUCACCGAGCCAGAAACAGCCACUCCACUGUACACCAAAAACAUCUACCUAUUAUCGACAUCACCCGUGGUCAAGAGUUCCAGAAGUCGAUAAGGUCAUUGUCGCUGACACAUAAGCUUACAAUGUUCGCCGACAAGCGAUCGCCACACAGAAAUGCAGGUGGUGUCAUCGCCACCACAAGUUUAUGACGAAAUAAUCUGCACCAUAAAAUGUACUGGAUUCAUCAUUGGAAUCGAGGAAAACACCUGUGCAUGAUAAUUGUUACAUGACGUAGUCCAAGUUUUGUUUAAAAGUAUGAAACAAAACGCAAUUCGUCCAGAACACAGUUUAACAAUGUCGGUAUUGGUCAUCAUCUUCUCUGCUACUUUACUGGCUUUUGCGGGAACAACAGUGGCGCAAGGUCAACAGCAGAGAUUCUUUUCACCUUCGUCAAAUAAUGGAAAUUUCGCUUUACCUCGAGUACAAUUUCAGGAAGAUACAAAUAGUGCUGACCUGAAUUUUCCUCAACGUAGACUAUCUUCUGCUGACCCUUUACCACUACCUAAUCCUAGUUCAUCGAGUUUUUUUUCAUCUCAACAACAGCUUCCAACAGGAACAUUUACAAAUUCUGGACCAUUUUCACGACCACCGAAUGUUCAACCAUUUAUUUUAAACGGACAGCAAACACAGUUUCAACCACUUCGAAACUCUGGUUCUUUAAGCUUUGUUGAUGCUGUUUCUCCACCGUCAUUCUUUCAACAAGCACCACAGCGUCCUCUACCACCACCACAACAACAACAACAACAACCACAAACACAACAGCAGUUUAAUUUUUUUCCAAGUAAUUCUCAACAACAACGAUUUCGACCGGCUUUACAACAGCAACGCACGGAACAACCAGAUUCCACAGAAAACUUUGAUGGACAUCAAAAUGCACAGCCCACGUUAAUAUUACAACAACCAAGAAGCCAAGAGAGUUUUAAUAGUGAUUCUCCUCGUCGUCCUCUGUCUCAAACUAACGGAGUUAUACCAGUUUCUAGAAAUCCUCCACCUACAGGAUCCAUUAGAUGGUGGAACCCUACAACAGCUGACGCAGAAUCAGUGGCUAUAAGCGAUGACGACACAGUAGAUGGAAUUAACACAAACGACGAUACAGUUGAGUUAGUCCAUCAAAGACAAAACCAGCCACCAAAACGUGGACGUGGUCAACCACAACUAGCCAAGCGAAGACCUAUAACCACACCAGAGCCAUCUUCAACUAUUAACCUAGAAGAACAUCAAGAACCAGCCGCCAUUGGGUUUACUGUGAUACAUGAUGAGAAUGAUGAUCGAUCAUCGUGGUCUCAACCAAUAAUUACUACACAUAGGCCACAACCUGGACCAACUGCUUUUCGAAAUAGAAACCAACCCGCAGUAAUUUCAGGUUCGGUGAUAAAUCGGCGGCCUACCACAUUUAGUCCAUUAUCUGCUGUAGCAUCUUCUUCCACCACAGUACGAUCUGCACCCCAGCAACCUUCAGCAUUAUCUGGAACAGUUAAUAGACAGCAACCAACUACUGUCAGGAGUAGAAAAUCGUCCUUGUUUUCUACAACUACUACUACAAUGAACACUUUAGAUUAUGAACAAGAAGAGGAAGACGAAGAAGAACAAACAGUGGAAGAAAAACGUCAGUUUCAACCACGAAAGUCUACAACAACACAACCACCUCCAGUUCCAAUUACUACAUUGAGAACAGCCCUGAGACCAAGAAUUAAUUCUCUAACAACUUUGAUUCCACAACAACAACAACGAAUGAAAAAAAUUGUGAACAACCCAGCAAUAAUUCAAAGCAUAACCACUAAAAAACCAACAACAACAAGUACUACUACAUUAGCUCCCACAACAACUACAGAACAUCAAAUAGUAGACGAAUAUGAAGAAUAUGAAGAUAUAGAACACACAACAACAUCGUAUACAACAACUGAAUUACCAUUAAAUAAAAAGAAUACUAAAUUUCCAUUGGUAAAUCAAUCGUCCACGGUAACAAUAAAUCAAAAAAAUAAUAAUAGUUUAAUAGCAACUACUGAAAGUUGGGUUGUAGUCGCAAGUGUACAAACUAGUAGAUCAGUCUCAUCAUCGUCGUCAAUGGUAGGAGGUGGAACAAAUAAGAAUAAUUCUGUGCAAGAGUCAACUACGUUGACAGCACCUACUCCUACAACUAAACACAGAUUUAAUAAUAAACCUGUAAUAACAACUACAAGCACAACAACAGUAGAAAGUAUUAUUGAUAAAUUGGAUAGAGUUCAAUCGGAACUUUCAAAUGGUAUAUUGUAUGGUAGCUCUUCCAAUACAAACAAUGGUAGCCGUAUUUUGACAGAUAUGCAGAGUAGCGGUAACAAUGAUGAUAAACGAAAUGAUGUAAUUAUAUCAUCGUUUACAACUCCGACUACUGAAAAAACAACUAAGACUCUAACAAGCACAAUGAUCCCAACUACUACAAGUACCCCUAUCACUUCCAGUUAUCCUAUCACUACCAUGUCUACUAGCACAACUGUGUCGUCUAGUACUACCAGUGUUCUCAGUACUACCAAUUAUAUCAGUACUACUACAAAAUCCGAAAAAGAAGAAGAAGACGAAAAUGAAGAUAAAGAAGAAGAAGAAAAAGAAAAAGAAGAAGAAGAAUCUGAUGACUCUGAUAAAGAAACCACAUUUGUUCGAAAAUUCGUUCCUUCUAAACAGAGAACUUCUACCGUUUCUUCUAUUACUUCAACUAGCACAGUCAAACCUGCAAUUCAAGUCGGAAAGAAAAAGAGUUUAAUAGAUUCUGUUAAAUUUGAUGAUUUAUUAAGUAGUGGAUUGCUUCCAGCUGGAUUUAACCCGAAGCCACCUCCAGCAUACAAAUCUAAGAUUAUUUCAACCACAACUACAACUGAAAUACCUUCUACAGUUACUAAUAACAUUAGUAGCCCUCGGCCAAAAAAUAGUAGUAGUAGUAUUUCUACUAAUACUACACCCAUUACAACUACUACAAAAUCAAAAUCAUCAGGUUUGAACAUUAAAUUUGUUGAUGAUUCGUCAGCAUUAGCUUCGCUAUUACCACCAGGAUUUAAAUUAGAAGAUGCUAUUAAACCUGUCGAAAUCUUGUCACCUUCUUUACUACCACCAGGAUUCAAACUACCAACUGAAAAUGUUGAAACCUCUAAUAAAAAUAAAGAACAAGAAUCGGUUCUAACAACAGUUGUCCCAACGACUGACGUCCCGUUAACUACUUCCACGACAACAAUCACUAGCAGUACAUCAGGAAUAGUUUUUCCCAAUAGUGGAAAAGGCACAAAUAGCUCUGGAACCAGGAAACCAUUGCCUUCUAGUAAAAAAAUGCAAGCUGCAGUUACUGUGGCACCCACUAUUCAAAAGGGAUGGCCAGUUAGGGUUGUAACUGAGUUUACAGGCUGGUCUACUCCAUCAACAACGCCAUUAUCUAUCGAAAAAUUGUUGCUACAAUCUAAAGCAGCUGAAUUAGCAGCUAUGACAUCUACUUUAGAGCCAACCACUAGCACUACAACGACUACAACGACUACCACAACUACUAUGAAACCACCUCCCACUACAACACCCGGCCAGUGUUCUGAAAGUGAUUCAGUAUGUGAACUCGUUGGUACAGUGCGAAUAGUUGGUUCUGGAUCAGAGAAAUGGGUACCCGAGUUAUUAGACCACAAUACUGCAGAAUGGAGGUUAUUAGCUAGCGAAAUUGAAACUCAGCUAGAUAAAGUAUACAGUAAAUCACCUGCAUUGAGCAAAUGGUAUAAGACAAUAACCAUCGAUUCAUUCAGUCCUGGAAGUAAUGCAAUCAGUAAUGGAAAAUCUGAUAAAAAUGCUGGAGUUCUUGUUGAUUUCUUCGUACAGCUUAAUCAACUUGGACGUACAGUCAGUACCGCUGACAUUCGACGUCUAUUUCAUGAAACAUUACAAAAAGAAGGAAAUCUAGGAUCGUCCGCACAACCAUUACAAUACGGAAAUGGUGGUGACUAUGAAGGGCUUUAUUUAAAAUUAGGAAGGUUUACUGUUGACCCAGCACGUACAGACUUUAUAGUAUUGCCUAAACCCACCAGAACUGUGACAGCAACCGCUGGAACUGAUGACGCGUGGUUACCACAAUGGGCUGUAGCUGUCAUGGUUAUUGGCCUUGCUUCAUUACUUUUCGUAUUAAUAUUUGGCAUAACAGUGCUCGUAAGUCGUAAUAAAAACAAUAAAAAAGUACCUCCACCAACUCUGCAAGCAUCCAUGGUUUCUGAUGACCAAAAUCAACAUAUUUAUGGCACGGGUAAAAAUGGCCCAACUACUGGAAGUCGUCAUAUGAUGCAUCAUCCACCAUCCCAUUCCAAUUCCAACUAUAACAUCAGUUCAUAUGGUUACGAUAAUUAUGCGAUUGAUGAUGACAUGAUGAUGUUAGAUGAAGACGAUUUAGAAGACGUGGAUCGUUUGUAUGAUAUGGAUGCGGUUUGGUCCGACCAUGACCAUGAAAAAGUCAAAGUUCCACCUAAUAUUGCAGGGAAAAAGCACCGAGAUACACAACACGGUGGUCACUAUGAUAGUUGGCGGUCAACAGCGUUGUCGCCUCAGACAUUAACACCUGUUCAAACUGGAUAUUAUACUGGUGGUAGCGGUUAUGGUUACGGCACAGAUCCAAGUGGUUACGGAGCUGAGAGAAGACAUUAUCAUCGAGAAGCCACAUCAACUUCAAAUCCACGAUCGCAUCAUCAUUAUCCAAGCUCUCAUCAUAAUCCCAACGCUUCUUAUACUACUGGACCGAGGAAACCACCUCAGCAGUAUCACCCCGACUACGACACCGAUUUUUAAUAGAAGAUAAUAUUUAUUCGUUUCUAAAACGUAAUUUUCAGUUGCCAUUUAGGUUGAUGCCUACUAAGAAUUUCCAGUAAUAAAUUAAAAGUAUUACUGUGUACAUAAUAAUACUCGCUCAUUUAUUAUUUUUAUAUUCUUUUUUUUUAAUACUUUAUUUAAAAUAAAUGAUAGAUUUUAAAGUUAUAGGUACUAUUUCUUCGAAGUGAAUCAUAAUUUAAUCAUUUUAUACAACGUAUAACUCUAGUCAAACAACUGCUGAAAGUAAAUUCAAUUGUAUGACAAAACUAUUCGAACGAAAUAUUGUGAUUUUAUACUUACUUUUUUUACCUCUUUAGAUUUUUUCAUUUUACUUUAUUAUUAAACAAUUUAUUAUAUGUAUAUUUUACUGAAAAAAAUUACCUUAUGAAUUUAAGCAAUUUAUUUUUACACAUUUUAUUUUUAUUUUUUAUUUAUAUAUUUUUUUACGAACACUAAAUAUUGAUUAUUAUAACUUAUAAGUUUCUGCUUUACCGUAGAAGUGCCAUACUUGGGCCAAAUUUGAACUUUAAAGUAUAUCUUUAUAACAAAUAGUCAUAGAAUGCUGAUUUUAGUGGCCUUUAAGUUUGGCAUUACUUUAAAUUUAUAAAUAAGUAUUAAAGUACUGUUCAAACUCACAUAUCUGAUUUAAUAUUAUUUUUAAAGGCCGCUAAAAAAGGUUACUAGUGGUCCAGUCAUUACUUUAAAUAAAAAUUAAUAAAUAUAAUAAAUACACUACAUAAUAUAUAAAAUAACAUUAACAAUAAUUAAUUUCGUUAUUGUGUGCUGUAACUUUUAGAGAUUUAACAAUUUUCAUAUAUUUGUCUUAUAAAUAGGAACUAGACAUAGGAUACAGAAAAAUAAUAUAUCAUGUACUUUUAUAAAAAAUUCAUUUUAUAUGUCAGUAUUUAAGUUUCCUAUAAGUAUGGUUCAUAUUACUUUUUUAAUUAUAUUUCAUGUAGAUAAUGAAUAGUUUACUAUUGAUAAAAACUAAUGCACUGACACUAAUAUACUAAAAAUUUAAAUUAUUCUCCAAGUAAAACACUUGGUCCAAGUAUAGCAUUUCCAUGGUAUUAUUAUUGUACAUUUUUAUGAUAUCUUGUGUUAACUAAUUAUUGUUAUUAUAAUAUAUUAUAUGUAUAUAUUGAAAUAUUUUUGAUGUUAUUUAAAAUUAAAUAGUUGUUCCAGAAUCCAAAAAUAUUUACUAAUUUAAAAUGGUGCAAGGAUAAUAAAAUCUGUAUAAGCCCGCAAUGUUAAAUAUUAUAAUAGGUCCUUCUUGGCAAACUUUAUUUUAGUACAGUGAACAGAAAUAAAAAUUAUGAAUAAGUAUGAAUACUUUAUAACGAAUUAUAUUUUAGCUUAAAAUGUUGAUAAUCGUUACAAUAAACAGUAAAAAUAUCACAUUUUAUAAUUUUAAAUAUUAAAAAAACCCGAUUAAAAUAUAUUAAUUGUUCAAAUGAUUUAUUAUGGAACACCUAUUUCCAAUUUUACAACUAAUGUUUAAACAAGAAGACUAAGAAUAGUCUAUUCAUCAACCAUUAAGUAGAGUC